Messenger RNA from Annulohypoxylon maeteangense, 3417 nucleotides. RefSeq lists its product as uncharacterized. Lineage: Eukaryota; Fungi; Ascomycota; Sordariomycetes; Xylariales; Hypoxylaceae. The record is from RefSeq and is a predicted model, not a curated record. Gene Ontology annotation, molecular function: protein binding. Bases 255 to 3110 code for a protein of 951 amino acids. The transcript has a single exon.
AACUGGUGCACAGCCUCUACAGUCUCAACGCUACAGCAACACUGUAGCAACGCUGUAGCAACGCUGUAGGCUGAGUUCCCGUGGCAUCAUCCAAUGGAUGACCAUAGCCGUACACCACACUUAGUAACACGAGGAAAAACAUAUAUAUCGUGCCCAAGUAUCCCAAUGCCAAUAUCUUCCCCAAUCCCAAUUUCUUCGUUUUCUAGAGGAUCAACAAAACCUUAGCUUGAAAUCAUCAUGGAGCUCUAGUCUAGAUGUCUAGACAAGGAAGCUCUUCGUUUUAUUUCCAAUAUAUUGAUGGCAAUAGCCGGGUUCACAAUGGCAAUACAUAUACCCGGCCAGCUACAGAGCAUAAUCGUUCUUCAGAAACAGAUCAAGAACGCCUCUUCAAAACACUGCCAUUUGACCAGGCCCAUAAUCGCCGACAAAAUCUUCGAGAACCCAACCCAAAUACUUGCGAUUGGAUCCGACACACCACCCAAUACCGGGAUUGGGUUGAUUCAGAAAAGUUCUGUGACCAUCAUGGGCUCUUUUGGAUUAAAGGAAAACCAGGCACUGGGAAAUCGAUACUCAUGAAAUAUCUACUUACAGUAUCUACAAACGCAAUACCCGAAGCGGAGAUAGUCUCUUUCUUCUUCAAUGCACGAGGACACGAACUCGAACGGACGAUACUUGGGCUAUACCGUAGCCUAUUAUGGCAACUUAUGACCAUGUUUCCGAAUCUCAAAAAUGUCUUCACCGAACUCGACUUUAUAGAUCCUAGACCGAUCGAACAGCAUGGCUGGCAAAUACAAAGCCUCAAGAAUUUGCUCUCGCGUGUCGUUAGCAAGCUUAGAACUUGCCAAAUCGUUUUCUACAUCGACGCCCUAGACGAAUGUCCUGAAAACCAAGCACGAGACAUGGUCUCGUUCUUUCAAGAAAUCGGCGAUAUAGCCCUGGAGCGAGGUAGCCACCUAUAUUUUUGUUUCUCAAGCCGACAUUAUCCGAACAUAUCAGCCAGGAAAUAUAUCCCGAUGAGCAUUGAAAACGAAAUUGGCCAUAACCUUGAUCUUGAGCGCUACAUCGACUCAAUGCUUACGAUUGAUUCGUCUGGACCUGUGUCAUAUAUAAAACGUCGAAUCCUUCAAAAAGCCUCAGGGGUCUUCCUAUGGGUUGCCCUAGUUAUUCCAAUGUUGAAUAAAGCUUUCGAUUGCGGCAAGAUAGAUGCUCUAGGUCAGCAGCUCGAAAGAUUGCCAUCCGAACUCAGCCUUCUAUUCAAGGACAUGUUAAUACGGGACCUGGAAGAUCAAGACGCAAUGCUUCUUUGUUUUCAAUUACUUUUAUUCACACGCCGCCAACUAAGCUUAGAGGAGCUGUAUUUUGCUAUCAAUGCUGGACUCGACCAUCCACUCGCAUGGGGUAACCACGUGUCAGAUGAGGAUAUGUAUCGCUAUAUUCUCAGUUCAUCAAAAGGUCUUGUGGAGAAGGUGCAUAGUCGAGAUCGUAAAUGCUACGUGCAAUUCAUACACGAAUCUGUUCGGGAUUUUCUGCUUCGCGGAGACGAACUUCAAAUUCUACGGCCCCACCUAGAGGGCAACUUCGUAGGCAGGAGUCAGGACGUUGUAAAACAGACCUGUCUCAAGCAGAUACGAUAUCUACUACAAUUUGUCGACGGGGACGAUAUCUUCAGCGAAAGCCGUUGCGAACAUAAGUUGGCUACUCAGUCGGAAGCAGAACACUACCGUGAUACCAUGAACAAGACACAUCCAUUCUUGGAAUAUGCCGUUAGAAACGUGUUAUUUCACUCCGACUUGGCUCAGCAUUUUGGUGUGCAACAAUCCGAUUGGGUUCGACAAUUCCCAUUGCGACCUUGGUCUAUCCUUCAUGAUAUAUAUUGUACACGCUUCGGUAGGAUGCGCUCCAAGGAUACGAAGGGUAGCGAGAUCUUGUAUACACCCGAUAUAAAUAUGUUAUAUGUUCUCGCGCAUCAAAACCUAGUCAAUCUUCUCCAACAAUCCCCAGAUAGACUAAACCAUAUGGAUAUCAAAGGGGGUUGGUAUGGUACACCUCUGGUUGCAGCCAUUGCACGUGGUUGCCGGGAAGCAGCUCGAGAUCUCGGUUUGCAGGCUUUCUUAGACAAGGGUCUCGGGAUUUCACACGACAAGGAAGAGGAAGAAUAUUUUUCAAAUUUAGAUGGAAUCAAUUUUCGUCCAUACGAUAGUCAAUUUAUUUGUCUAUUACGCCUUGGCUGUACAACAGCGAUGGAAGCAAUGUGGCUACAGGGAGAAAACAUUGAAAGAUCAGAUAGUAAUGGGCGUACGCCGCUGUACUAUGCUAUCUCAAAUCGGUCUAUAAAAGGGGUCAGGUGGCUCUUUUCGCAUGGAUAUCUCGAUCCGAAUGUCCUUGUCAAAGAUGAUAUGACGGCAUUGAUAUACAUGUGCCGCUAUUUCGAAGACAGAAAAGGAGAAAUCGAUAUUUUUCGCUUUUUCCUUGAGAAUCCGAGGGUUCAAGUCGAUUUACCGGAUAAAAGCGGCAGGACACCCUUUUCUCAUGCAGUGGGUAAUGGGGCAUUGCGAAUUGCCCAAGUGCUCUAUAACACCGGCUUAGUAAACCUCAAUUCUAGAUGUCAUCAAGGACAAUCUCCUCUUCACUACGCAAUAGAGCCUUUUCGGUACUACAUCCAAACCCCCAUGGCUUGGCUUCUUCCUUUAGCUACUGUCAAACCCGAUCUCAAAGAUUACCAAGGUAGAACACCUCUAUCCCACGCCGCCCACAGAGGUAUACAUGAUUGCGUCGCAGUCUUGCUUACGUCAAAAGGCGUAGAUGUGGAAAGCAAAGACAAGGAGGGACAGACUCCAUUAUAUUGGGCAAUAAGGGCGUUUGAAACACUCAAUCAUAUACAUAGUAAACUACGAAUUGUCACCGAUCUACUACGAACAAAUCAAGUCAACGUCGACUCAAAGGCUAGGAAUGGGUUGACACCCUUGACUCUCGCGAAGACACUAUCAUCCACCAAUGACAUUCUGGUUAAUUGCAUUGGGCUCAUGGAGCGGUACAAGCGCGGUGAGAGAAUGCCUAUGACUUUAAAGAUUGUCCUUGCGUUAGAGGCAAAUCCUCAAGGAUACACAUAGUGAGGUUAGAAGAUAGCAAAAGAUACCCCAGUUCGGGAUUGCUUCAAAAGUCAGGCAAGGGAUUUUUGGGGAAGGCAACUCAUGACAAUUGGACUAAAUGCAUAUUCUGUAUAUUGAAAGGUUGAGUUAUUACCUACCCAGUUGCCUGUAGGCAAGAAGGAAGCGGAGGUUACGUAUACCACCUUUGAUACACAGUGUACCUAGAUUCCUAAUGAUUUCAUAUUUUGAUAAUCACAUACUUAGUAAACCUCUACAAAGAGUGAUAGGAUGAGAUGACUUCUAAAAAGAAUUGAACUUAUUCAAUGAA